AUGUCUCAAGAAAAAAUUAGUGAAAUAAUAAAAGAUAUUAGUGCUCUCAAAACAAGUUGUGAAAAACUUAAUUCUCAACUAGAUGAACUAAUUACUCAAAAAGUGGAAAAUGAAAUGCUACUAGAAGAAGUUAAGGUUUUAGAAGAUGACUCGGUUUUACAUAAACUUGUUGGCUUAGUUUUAGUAAAAGAAGAAAAAAGUAAAUGUUAUGAUACAAUAUCAAGAAGGUUACAAUAUAUCACUGGAGAAAUUGAAAAUAGAAAGAAGGUUAUUACUAAUUCGGAGGAAAAACUGAGAAAGCUAUUUAGCGAUUUAGAAGCACACGCAGGACAGAGAAAAAUACCCGUUCCACAAGCUUAA
Molecule: messenger RNA, 360 nt
Organism: Plasmodium falciparum 3D7
Lineage: Eukaryota; Apicomplexa; Aconoidasida; Haemosporida; Plasmodiidae
Gene: PFD6
Product: prefoldin subunit 6
Source: RefSeq, a predicted model, not a curated record